Cyphellophora attinorum is the source of this 924-nucleotide messenger RNA. Its product is annotated as tRNA(His) guanylyltransferase. The transcript has a single exon. Gene Ontology annotation, molecular function: magnesium ion binding; tRNA guanylyltransferase activity. Gene Ontology annotation, biological process: tRNA modification. The record is from RefSeq and is a predicted model, not a curated record. The coding region runs from base 1 to 924 and encodes 307 amino acids. NCBI's taxonomy places the organism in Eukaryota, Fungi, Ascomycota, Eurotiomycetes, Chaetothyriales, Cyphellophoraceae.
AUGGCCAAUUCGAAGUACGAGUAUGUAAGAGACUUCGAGCAAAACGAAGUGCUUCUGCGGAACGCCUGGAUCGUUGUCCGCGUCGACGGUCGCGGCUUCCACAAGCUGUCAGAUCACUACCACUUUGCGAAACCGAAUGAUCGAAGGGCACUCGAUCUCAUGAAUGCUGCAGCGUCUCACGUCGUGCGCACCAUGCCUGAUCUCUGUUUUGCUUACGGCGUUAGUGACGAAUUCUCUUUCGUCUUUGACCGCAACACUGUCAUGUUUGACAGACGAAAGGACAAGCUAGUGAGUACCAUCGUCUCAACCUUCACCGCCGCCUACGUGCAUCUCUGGCCGAAGCAUUUUCGGUCCGGUAACGGCGAUCAACCAUCAGAGAUACGUGAUGCAGAACUUGACCUGCUUCACCUCCCGACAUUCGAUGGACGAGCUGUUGUUUACCCUAGCACAGCUAAUCUCCGUGACUACCUUUCGUGGCGUCAAGUAGACUGCCACAUCAACAAUCUUUACAACACAACCUUCUGGACAUUGGUCGAACGUGCAGGACAUGGGCAGAGGGAAGCAGAAGAGCUGCUGAAAGGGACGGUCUCGUCUGAUAAGAAUGAGAUACUGUUCACCAAAUUUGGCAUCAAUUAUAACAACGAGCCUGAAAUCUACCGAAAAGGUAGCUGCAUAUACCGCGACUACGAUGUCGGCGAGCCUUCAACACAGGGCACGACCGGCAGCGAUGGUAACAGCACAUAUGUAGCGUUAGACGAGUUGCAGUCGUCCGCGAUCCCGGAGCAUCUGUCCAAGACACAACAAGAAAAGCAGCGCAAAGCAAAACUGAAGGCUCGAGUGGUCACUGCGCACCUUGAUAUUAUCCAAGAUGACUUCUGGAAGCAGCGACCAUGGAUACUGAGCGGAAAGCCUCCACGAGGCUGA